AUUCUCUCUCUCUCUCUUUCACUUUCUCUUUCUCAUCUAUCCUCUGACAAUUCUAACCUCUGAGAGACACAUGCACACAGAGACGGGGAGAGAGAGAGAGAGAGAGAUGGGUGCCAUGCGUCCAUCCUCAAAAGCAAAGCACGAAGCAAGGGAGGUAGCUGCAGGAGUAUCUCAACCGAAGGACCUAGACGCUGGUGCUCUCUUUGUUCUCAAAUCCGAAGGAUCAUGGGUGCACUGUGGGUACCACCUAACGACAUCGAUAGUGGCUCCGGCGCUGCUGAGCCUGCCGUAUGCCUUCGCCGCCCUGGGAUGGGCGGCCGGAAUUCUAAGCCUGGUGGUGGGGGCGGCGGUGACUUUCUACUCCUACAAUCUGAUGUCUCUGGUUCUGGAACACCACGCUGAGGCCGGCCACCGCCACCUCCGCUUCCGGGACAUGGCCAACCACAUCUUAGGGCCAAGAUGGGGUCGAUAUUAUGUUGGCCCAAUUCAGUUUAUGGUCUGUUAUGGUGCUGUGGUUGCUUCUACUCUUCUGGGAGGACAGUGCAUGAAGACAAUUUACUUGAUGUGGAACGCCGAAGGAACUAUGAAGCUUUUUGAAUUUGUAAUAAUAUUUGGAGGGCUGAUGCUGAUUUUAGCCCAACUCCCAUCAUUUCACUCGCUCAGGCACAUCAACCUGAUUUCCUUGUUUCUAUGCCUCACUUACAGUGCCUGUGCGUCUGCUGGGUCCAUUUAUAUUGGAGAAUCAUCAAAGGGACCAGAAAAAGACUAUUUCUUGACUGGCAGUAGCGCAAGUAAAACUUUUGGGGUCUUCAAUGCAGUUGCUAUUGUUGCCACGACUUUUGGCAAUGGAAUCAUUCCAGAAAUACAGGUUUGUUGUUGUAAUUCAAUUCCCACAUCCUCCUUGUUUUCAUUUUUCUUGAAUUUUUUAGUUUAUUUUUCUGCAGAUGUUGCUGCUGGGAUCUAUUAUACUGAUGCUGACAUUGCAAAUUUGUGUUUACAGGCAACACUAGCACCCCCAGUGAAGGGGAAGAUGUUCAAAGGGCUCUGCAUUUGUUUCGCAGUACUCAUAGUGACUUUCUUCAGUGUAGCCAUUUCAGGCUACUGGGCAUUUGGCAACCAAGCUGAACCCCUCGUCCUUAGUAACUUCUUGGACAACGGGAAACCUCUGGUGCCCAAAUGGUUUAUUUUGAUCACCAACAUCUUUGUCAUUCUCCAACUUUCUGCUGUUGGUGUGGUUUAUUUGCAGCCCACAAACGAAGUCCUUGAGCGGAUGUUUGCAGACCCAACAAGCAGUGAAUUCUCUCCCCGAAAUGCCACCCCUAGGUUGAUAUUUAGAUCACUAUCUGUUAUCAUAGCAACAACUAUUGCAGCAAUGCUGCCGUUCUUUGGGGACAUCAACUCUCUAAUCGGAUCAUUUGGUUUCUUGCCUCUUGAUUUUGUCUUGCCUGUGGUUUUCUUCAACUUAACGUUUAAGCCAUCCAAGCGGGAGCCCAUUUUCUGGAUAAAUGCCAGUAUUGCAGUGUUUUUCUCAGCAUUAGGAGUCAUAGCAGCUGUUGCAGCAGUAAGACAAAUCAGUCUUGAUGCCAAAACUUAUCGAUUAUUUGCUAACGUAUAAUCAAGGCAAAUGAGCCAUUACAAUAUUCAUAGCCAGCAAUUCUACAUAUUGUAUGACCAUUUCAAGAUUCCUCUCUUGACAGGGAAGGUCCUCUCAAGGAUCAUUUGUAGCAUUUAUUAUGUCAAUCAGCCUUAUAUUGAGAAGUAGAAA
Molecule: messenger RNA, 1765 nt
Organism: Malania oleifera
Lineage: Eukaryota; Viridiplantae; Streptophyta; Magnoliopsida; Santalales; Ximeniaceae
Product: GABA transporter 1-like
Exons: 6
Coding region: 71-1615 (514 amino acids)
Cellular component (GO): plasma membrane
Source: RefSeq, a predicted model, not a curated record